Molecule: messenger RNA, 1628 nt
Organism: Solanum dulcamara
Lineage: Eukaryota; Viridiplantae; Streptophyta; Magnoliopsida; Solanales; Solanaceae
Exons: 1
Coding region: 209-1435 (408 amino acids)
Source: RefSeq, a predicted model, not a curated record
ACUCUUCGAGUUUGCUCGACCUCGACGCCGGCGCCGUCACCGUCACCUCGCCGGAAAAAAUUACAAGUAUAGCAAGUGAUAAAAGAUCAAGCGUGAACUAUCCGGUACCUUGAAGGUGAUAAAAGUGACCGAUUUUCAGCUUACUAUUUAGGCUGUAAUGAGCUGAUCCAAUUUUCUUCAAUCGAAAAUUUCUGUGCUACCAAUACCAAUGGAAGCAUCGCCAAUUCUCGUCUGUUCAAAGCUACCCUCUUCGUUCGGCUGCAAUGUAUCAAAACUAAACACUUUUUCUUAUAGACCUUUCCACAAACAGUUGGUGAGUAAGUUCUGUAUAAACAACUUACAACAACCCCGAAGAAAUCUUGAAAUACCCAAAUCCCACUUGCGUAGAUCAAUUCCCCUUGGUGAUGUCAAUUCUUCUCUUUCACGGCCAUAUAUUGGUUGGUUUCGAUCGUCGUUACUGUCAGUCCAGUGUUCGGGUUCAUAUUCAAAUGCAGCAGAAACAGAUGGUCCAAACCCGGUAUUUGAAAGCAUAAAGGGGUUUUCUUUGGAGUCACUGAAGAUGGGUUUUUCUCUAUUGACUCCAUUUAAAGUGUUAAAGUGGGGUUUGGUGUUUUCUGUUGCUAUUGCUGCGUCCAAAUGGACGAUGAAUGUACUGAUGAAUCCAUUCUUUUGGAUGUAUUUUAGUAUGACAUGGUUAUAUUGGCCAUGGUUGGUGGCUAUAAGUCUUGCAAGUUAUAGUCUUUAUUGCUUAAACAAGCAUUUACGUGGGGAAGCAAAUGCAUUUGAGCAAUUUGCAAUUGUUACUUCAGCUUUCACUUGGCUUACACUAGUCCCACCUGCACAUUUCAAUGGUUUUCUUGAAGGCUGGCCUGUUGUGUUCUUUUUUGUAUACCAUUAUUUCUUUUUCUUGAAUGUGAGUAUACGAAAACGACUGUAUGGUGAUUAUAACCCAAGAGAGCAUGACCCCAGAUGGGAUAUUAGCCUACCCAAUUGGCAGAAGCUGUUGUUUUGUGUUGGGGUUAUGGUUGGUCAUUGGCUUGCAGCGUUUGAAGGCCCAGAGCUGCAUCUUAUCCCUGGUGGAUGGAACAAUUUGGGUAUUUGGGGUUUGAUUUUGUUGACGUUGUUUAUGCAAUAUCAUUCCACAUUGUAUUUAGCUAAGUACUCAGAGAAGGUGGUUGUGCCUACUGCUGUCGUACAGUUUGGUCCAUAUCGGUUUGUUCGCCAUCCCAUUUAUGCUUCAACCAUGCUCUUGUUUGUUGCUUAUUGUGUUGCUCUUAGGGCGCCUUUGAGUGCUCUCUUCAUUGCUGUCGUUUGCUCCGUCUACUAUGGGAACAAAGCUAAGUUAGAGGAAAGUUUGAUGGUAGAGAACUUUGGGGAGAGAUAUAUGGAGUAUACAAGUAAAGUUAGAUACAAGCUUAUUCCUUAUGUUUAUUAGUGCAAGUCUUGCGAGUUGCAUAAUGUUUUCUAGUGUAAUGUGGAAAAAGAGAAUGAGAAUAUGAACACCUCAAUUGGCUUUUGUUCUGUUGUUUCAAAUGUAGUUUCCUUUUGUUGUUCUUCGUUUGUCGCGAUUUCCUCUUUAUUAAACUUGUGGUUUACAUACUCAAAGCACUUGUGUCCUCCAUGGUGAA